This is a messenger RNA of Dioscorea cayenensis subsp. rotundata (Guinea yam), 1802 nucleotides long. RefSeq lists its product as uncharacterized. Bases 282 to 1685 code for a protein of 467 amino acids. Gene Ontology annotation, biological process: carbohydrate metabolic process. Lineage: Eukaryota; Viridiplantae; Streptophyta; Magnoliopsida; Dioscoreales; Dioscoreaceae. The record is from RefSeq and is a predicted model, not a curated record. Gene Ontology annotation, molecular function: hydrolase activity, hydrolyzing O-glycosyl compounds. The transcript has 3 exons.
GUGUGUUUAGUGUGUUUAUAGGCUUUAGAGGCUUGACAUACUUAAGAUGUAAGCCACAUCUCCUCCAACCAAGAAAAAGGACAUCUUGGUGUGUUCUGCUUCUGGAACUCAUCCUGACACCAUUCAUGUUCCAUUGAAAAAUCUUCAACAAUUUGCCAUGGUAGGCACAAGAUGAUUACUGCCAAUGGCUCUGAAUUGUCAUCCUUCUGUUAGGCUUUUACCAGGUUGUAUUUUCUUUACUGCAGCAUUGUCUUGGAGAUAAAAAUUUAGAAAGGGGGAGGAUGAGGAUGAGGAACAAACACCGGAAAUCAUCUGCUUUCCAUUGCUAUGCAGGGAGCAGAUGUAUGUUGCCGUUAGUCGUGUGGAGCUUGUUUGGAUUCAUUGUCAUGUUUUAUUUCUAUUCUACUCUUCAUCGUCACUCCGAUCUAGAGAACCAAAUCCGUUUGAACCAUCUUGCAAUGAUGAGAGAAUUGGAAGAGGUUGAGGAGGAAAGUUUUCAUUUUCCGACGUUGAGAGGCAAGCGUUCCCCUCGUGCUUUCAAACGACGGGGACCUCGGAAGCCUCCGUCGGUGAUUGAUGAGUUCUUGGAUGAAUCUUCUGAUUUAAGGUCUUUCUUCUUCCCUGAUCGUAAGACUGCAAUCGAUCCUAGACAGGAUGAUGAUGUCAACAAGUAUUUAUAUCCCGGUAGGAUAUGGCUUGAUACUGAAGGACAUCCUAUUCAAGCUCAUGGUGGGGGGCUACUAUUUGAUGAAAGAAGGGAGACCUUCUACUGGUAUGGAGAAAAUAAAGAUGGCCCGACUUAUCAUGCUCAUCAAAAAGGAGCUGCCCGGGUUGACAUAAUUGGAGUGAGCUGCUACUCAUCGAAGGAUUUGUGGACAUGGACGAACGAGGGUGUCGUGUUGCCAGGAGAGGAAACAAAUAUCACUCAUGAUCUUCACAAAUUGAAUGUGCUUGAAAGACCAAAAGUGCUAUACAAUGAUAAGACAGACAAAUACGUAAUGUGGAUGCACAUCGACGAUGUCAACUACACCAAGGCCUCAGUGGGUGUGGCAGUGAGCGAGUCCCCCACCGGCCCCUUUGAGUACCUUUACAGCAAACGGCCACACGGGUUUGAAAGUAGAGACAUGACUGUCUUCAAGGAUGAUGAUGGAAAGGCCUACCUAAUUUACUCUUCUGAAGACAAUAGCGAGCUACACAUCGGUCCAUUAACCGAUGAUUACCUCGAUGUCACUAAUGAAAUGCGAAGGAUUUUGGUGGGGCAACACCGGGAAGCACCGGCACUUUUCAAGUAUCAAGGGACUUACUACAUGAUCACCUCUGGUUGCACCGGGUGGGCUCCUAACAGAGCACUAGCUCACGCCGCAGAAUCAAUUAUGGGGCCCUGGGAGACCAUGGGAAAUCCAUGUGUUGGUGGGAACAAGAUCUUCAGAAUGACAACAUUUUUCUCACAGAGCACUUAUGUAGUCCCAUUGCCAGGCUUGCCUGGUUCAUUCGUCUUUAUGGCCGAUCGAUGGAAUCCAUCCGAGCUUAGAGAUUCUCGGUAUGUUUGGUUGCCUUUACGGGUUGGAGGAGUGGCUGAUGAGCCUUUGGAGUACAAUUUCGGCUUCCCGCUUUGGUCCCGGGUGUCCGUUUAUUGGCAUAGAAGGUGGAGGCUUCCUGAUGGAUGGAUGAAUGCUCAAACUUGAACUUUGUUUGAUUUAAUUUCAUUUCCGUUCUUUGUUACCAAUAAUAGUACCAGUUACUCACUUUCUGUUCAUAGUCUGUGAAUAUACAUAUACAUAGAUUCAUCGGUUCGAAGUUUU